This is a messenger RNA of Penicillium brasilianum, 2364 nucleotides long. The record is from the annotation of a GenBank genome assembly. Lineage: Eukaryota; Fungi; Ascomycota; Eurotiomycetes; Eurotiales; Aspergillaceae.
CCUGCAUGCUGCAAGAAUGGGCCCAAUAGAGGAAUGUUGAGGUUGUCGCCAGCGACGACAACCGGAAGACCAAUUCCCAAGCGGUAGCAGAUGAGCUGGAGAGAGACAUAGUCCACGUGAGACUUGUGGCACGGGAGAAACACAAUAGACUGCUUGUUCUUCGCAGCAGUCUCUGCUACGGAACGUAGACGCAGAACCUCUUCACUGGAUACGUGGAUACCCUGGUGAUAGGCUCGAGUCAGGAGUUGAGUGCACAUGUAGUAUGCGCCUCGAAUGAAGGUCUUGCUUUCCAUCUUGCAAAUCAUUUGGUCCAUCAUAGUAUCCACCACUUCACGAAGACCGCUCUCGAGCUCAUGUCGGCGUCGCGCUCGUUUCUCAUCCAUGUUUGCGCCUUCUUUAAUCGCAACCAAGCCUUCCUUUUCCUCCACGGAAAGCCGAGUACUGGCCAGCUCUCUGACCUUGUCCUGCAACAUUGGACUGGCCAGGAUGGCAGCUUUCAUCCUCUCGCCGAAGCCUGAGUAGAAGAUAGGUUGUCCAAUCACAUUAUCAUAUGCGCGCCAGCCGGUACCCGACAUGUACAAGCUCACUUCGCGAAGGAAAUCGAGGGGGUUUGCACGGAAUCGCGCCAUAUGGCGCACGAGGUUUCGUUCGGUAAUCGUGUCAUGUUGAGAAUCGGGCCCGCCCGUGAAGCCAGAGGGAUGAAUGGUGACCUGCUUGCCGACAAUUUCUAGGUCCGGGGCAGAAUGCUCGUCGCUGAUGGCUGAUUUGGGAGGCGCCAUGGUGGGUACAAGCCACAAGGAAGGGGAGUGGGGGGAGGGCCUUCCGAGGGGGUUAAAGUCGCUGUUGGUUCAUAGGUAGGAGAAGCACCGGGUCAUUGACAAAUAUAAGUUGAAACAGAACGGCAAGAUCUAGCCAGGAGAGGAGAGAUGAAGAGCGGGACAAGGCCAUAGCUCCAAAGUCCCAACAAAACGGACGAUCAACCCCGGAAUAUACUCCACGAGAUCACGGGUUCCCCGACCCUCUCUUAGCCUCGGCCGAAAUCACGUGUUGUGACGGGUUAAGUCGUGCAUCUCCGCUUGGCCGCGGACGUUGGAAGCUAGUGGGCUCCAGCUAAAAGCAGCAUCCGACCCCAUUUCGAUCAUCACCAUGUCCCGCUUGGUGAACGGCGUAAAGUCCUUCUCCACUGCGGCCUCUUCGCUACUUGCGGACGCUUCGGCGGCUGCCGCACGAUCGGCUCGUCAACCGACCUCGUUCCAAGUCUUCCGUGACGUACCUGAACUUCGCCAAUUGCGCCGGAAAUUAAUUCAAAAUGAUCGCACUAUCGGAUUCGUUCCCACGAUGGGCGCCCUUCAUGAAGGCCAUCUGUCGUUGAUUCGAGAGGCCGCCCGAGAGAACACUGACGUCUUCGUGAGCAUCUACGUCAACCCGACCCAGUUUGGCAUCAACGAAGACCUUUCAAGCUAUCCUCGCACUUGGGAUAGUGACGUCAAGAAACUAAAGAAACUCAAUGAAGAGCUCGGUAGUUUGGGUGCCGGCACGGGACGAAUUACGGCCAUCUUCGCCCCGACCUCGAAGGUCAUGUACCCUACAUUGCCACCUUCGUCGGAAAUCGACGGGCACGGCUCAUUCGUCACCAUCACACCUCUUUCGAGAAAGCUUGAAGGUGUCUCACGCCCGGUUUUCUUCCGCGGUGUUGCGACAGUCUGCAUGAAGCUAUUCAAUGCGACCACGCCUGAUCGUGUCUACUUUGGCCAGAAGGAUGUGCAACAGUCAGUGAUCAUCAAACGGAUGGUCAAAGACUUCCUCAUUGACACUGAGGUACGGAUUGUUGCAACUGCCCGCGAAGCUGACGGCCUGGCCUUAAGUUCCCGGAAUGUUUAUCUCGGAGCUCGCAGGCGGAUCGUGGGACUCACCCUUCACAAAGCCUUGAGUGCUGCAGUGGAGGCAUAUCAGGCAGGCAAGACCUCUCGUGAUGAUAUUUUGGGUGCUGCUCGCAGUAUUGCUGAGCGUGUACUGUCCGAGCAGCAAUCGCUCCCCCCGUCAGAGCGGGCGCUGUACGAAGUUGACUACAUCUCCCUCGCCGAUCCUGAGAGUUUGGAGGAGCUCGACCUCGUCGAUCCUAAGAAGGGGGCUGUUCUAAGUACUGCCUUUAAGAUGGCCCCUCUGGAGGAGACUAAGCCUGGAGAGGAUUGCGGUUUGGGAGAUGGAAAGGUUCCCGUACGGUUGAUUGACAACAUGAUUCUUCAACCUCAGGCUUAACGGGCAGACCAACUGCAUGGUGACAUUUGUAUAUAUACACCUGCUUCUCAUUUAGCGUAAAAAGCACAAUUAAACAUUGGAUACACAUUUACCUCACAACGAGUG